This is a messenger RNA of Taeniopygia guttata (zebra finch), 2447 nucleotides long. Lineage: Eukaryota; Metazoa; Chordata; Aves; Passeriformes; Estrildidae. The record is from RefSeq and is a predicted model, not a curated record.
AUGAGCUGCCAAGCAUUUGCUUCCUCAGACACCUUUGUGCCCUUGAAUUCUGACUCUUCUCCCUCUCUGCCUCUGAUAAUGCAUCACAGCGCUGCAGAGUGCCUGCAGGUCUCCAACCAUACCACCAAUGUUGUGUCUACAGUCGUGUCUGUUUUCUCUUUGCUCCCAACUCGUGCGUGUUGGUGCAUUGGCCUUGCCGCGACAACCGCGAACCCUUGGCCAGGCCUGCACUACUCUGUGCCCUCCUGUCACUACGGGAAUCAACCUUCCACCUACGGGGUGAUGACAGGUGGUCUGACCCCUUGCCUGUACAAGUUCCCGGAGCACGCGCUGAGCGCCGGUUCCUGUGCCCUGGGCCACGGCUUCACGGCCCUGCCCCAGCCCCUGCUGACGGACGAGCCCACUGCCACGGACUUCAAGCAGGAGUUCCGCAGGAAGAGCAAGCCCGUGGAGGAGCCCGUGGACAUGGACUCCCCUGAAAUCAGGGAGCUGGAGAAAUUCGCCAACGAGUUUAAGCUGCGGAGAAUCAAGCUGGGCUAUACACAAACCAACGUUGGAGAAGCCCUGGCUGCUGUGCACGGCUCCGAGUUCAGCCAGACGACGAUUUGCCGGUUUGAGAACUUGCAGCUGAGCUUCAAGAACGCCUGCAAACUGAAAUCCAUCCUGUCCAAGUGGCUGGAGGAAGCAGAACAAGUGGGAGCUCUGUACAAUGAAAAGGUUGGAGUGAAUGAACGGAAGAGGAAGCGCAGAACCACCAUAAGCAUCGCUGCCAAAGAAGCCCUAGAGAGGCACUUUGGAGAACAAAGUAAGCCGUCUUCUCAGGAAAUUAUGAGGAUGGCUGAGGGGCUCAAUCUUGAGAAAGAAGUCGUGAGAGUUUGGUUUUGCAACAGAAGACAAAGGGAAAAAAGAGUGAAGACCAGUUUACACCAGAACGCCUUCAGUUCUCUUAUCAAGGAGCACCAUGAAUGCCGGUGAAGCUUUUCCAUGUACAGAUUUCUGUUUCGCUUUUUGUAAAUAUUGUAAAUACUGUAUUGUUAGAAAAAAGAAAAGAGAAAAAUCAGUAAACCACUCGUUCCUCCUACAUGCUAGCAGCAGCUGUAGCAUGGGAAAGAUUUUGCUGUCAUUAACUGAGGCACUGUGAGCUCACCAGGACAGAGUUGUCACGCUGCUCCUACUGCACACUCUGUCUCAGCCCAACUGACUGAGACUACCUUGAACGGAUGUCAGGUAGAAGUGGCUUGGAUAAUGCUUGUUAUCAAAGGUAAUUCUUGCUAAUUUGUUAUGUGCCUCAAAGUUUGGUUUGGGUAGGCUUAGCUAGACAAACAGGAAUACAAUUUAUCUGACCUUAGGACUUUGUGGCCUGAGGGGAAGAAAAAUAGUUAUUGGGGGUUUUAUUACAUUGGUCUUUCUCUGAAUUAUACUUUCUUCUGAUUAAAACCAUGUGUAGACUUACUUACACAAGAGCUGGUGUGUUAAGCUAAAAAGUAUACAAAAGAAGAAUUUAUUGCACUGCACAUUCCCCCUCUAUUACACCCCACUAAUUGAAAAUAAUCCCUUAUUUGUCAUCCUCUAGCCUAGAGAUAAUCGAGGGGAAAAAAUACCAGUGCCAAAGCUCCACCUAUCAGGCAGGCACUGAGAAAACUGAAUUAAUGACUGUAGUACCCACCAGGGAUAGAUUAUCCAGCCAUCUCAUCAGCCCUGCUAACUGUUAUGGGAAUUAGCCCAUUACCAUAUAAGUAUUUUGACUGUUUUCCCAGGACUGAAAUUAAGUGAGUACACACAAGUAGUACUGGCCAGAUACAUUUUAUUUUCCAUAAAACAAACCUGAUGAUUUAGUAAAUGUCUAUAUAAUAGGCCCACAGAAAGCCAAAAGAGUUUAAUGUUCAAGACCACUUAGGAGCAACAUGUACAAGUUAAGUGCUCACUCUCCAGUGUACAUUAAAUUACCUCUGAUACUUAUUAUAGUGACUGUAAGCAUAUUCAGCAAUGGAAAUCAGGCUCCUGGAUUUCUAAAAAAAAAAAAAUAAAUACAUUUUUAUGCAUGAAUGCACCACUCUAAGCUCUGAACUGAGAAGAAAACUUCAAUUUAAUCACUAAAAGGGGAGAAACUGUGGCCAUGUACUCCCUUCAGGCUGCUUUCAUCACUAGCAUAGCUCACCCGCUAUAGCAGAGACCAAGGUGCACCACAGGUUAUCAGCAGGUCAUGAACUUUACAAAAAAAGUUUCAGCUGAGAGGAUCAGCACUCAGCAAAGUGGUGGCAUGCAUUGGUGUACCUUUCAUGUGAUGUGGUCAAAUGUUAUGUAUGUUGACAUCACUAUCUGGUAUAUAAAAACUAUAUUUAUAUUCUAAAUUAUUUUCUUAAUUAUAAGACGUCCUAGAAAUGCUAUCAGCCUGCACUCCCCAACCUUCUCAUCCAAUAAAGUAUUCCUAUACUUUUGGCACUCCA